UUGGCUCUUGGACCUGGGUCUCCCUCUUACAUUGUUUCAAAAAUCCUCACAGGCUGGGUCAGGUAACCUGGUAGUUCUGUCUGUUAUGUCUUGGGAAUUGUACUGUGGCCUGCACUCUGUAAGGCAGAAAGAAAGGAGAAGAACUCGCAGGGGUGGUCUGCAUAGAGAAGGCAGGAAAGGUAAACACCAAACACAGGGUGUGAUUAGCAUAUCAGGUUAGUCUGGAUUAUCCGCUGCAGACCAGGAAGGAGAAGGUAACAAAGGAGCUCUGAAAACGGCCAAGGGAAACAAGAAAACUAUUUCUUCUCGAUCAUUGCAGCAGUUGCAGAUUCAAGAGUUGUGUGGAUGCCUUUAAAGUUAUCUACUUAACACCCAGAUGUGAGUUUGUGAUAAAAAUCCCCAGAAGAGACGCAGAGCUGGAGGAAGAAGAGGAGGAAAUGGCAGCUUCUCAGGGGCGGCUGACAUUCCAGGAUGUGACCAUAGACUUCACUCAAGAGGAGUGGGAAUGCCUGGACCUCGGUCAGCGGGACUUGUACAGGGAUGUGAUGUUAGAGACCUACGGGAACCUGGCCUCCUUGGGUCUUGUGGUCUCAAAGCCGGACCUGGUCACCUUUCUGGAGCAAAUGAAGACUCCCUGGGAUGUAAGGAGAACGGACACAACAGCCACAUACUCAGGUCUGUUUUCUCACAACACCCAUGGUUUGAUGUCAAAGAAUCCAAGGUUUGAAAAUUUAAUGCAAAAAGCAAACCUAUAUGAAAGAGCUCCCCUCGGAAAUGACCAUUUAACCAAAGACUGGGGACAUACAAGGGUAUGUGACAGACUGAGAGGAUGUUUAUAUGGACAUAAAGAAAUUGAGACCGCUUCACAUACUGUGGACAUGACUGCCAGAAGAAAUGAGCACUGGGAGUCAAAUUGGGGAAAGCACCCGUUUCAGUCAUCACCGUCUGCCGCGCAGUGUAUCUUUGUAAGCAAUGACUCACAUCAGUUUUUGAAACACACACGUUCCCUGAGGGGAAAUGUGGAAAAUCUGGAAGGUCAUCCAGUCUCUACUUCAAAUGUUCGUUCAGACCACUCUGAACAUAGACUUCGAUUACACAUACAUUCAACCACGUCUGAAAAGGAGAAGUUUACAAAUGAUGGGGAAAACUCACAAUAUAAUCAACUUGAGGGGUCUGUGAGCAAUGGGUCAUUAUUCUUCCACCAACAGACAGGUUCUCUCCAAUCCAAAAUGUGUAAUGUUGAUAAUAAUGGAGGAGACUUAAUUCAGCCAUCACUGUUUGAUACAUAUCAUGAUAGGGUUAAUAUAAAACAACUUUUCAUGUGUAAUAACACGAGUCAGGCCUUAAGUAGGAGCUCCAACCCCAAUAGUUUCCAGAGUAUUUAUGAUGGAGCAAGAAACUGUUCAUACAAUGACAGUGGGUAUAACAUUGAACAAGACUCUGAUCUUAGGAAACAUCAGGCACCUCAAUCUUCAGAUAAGGAUUCUAAAAGUAAUACAUGUAGGAAUAUCUUUUAUCGAGCAUCAGGUCUUUCACUAAAUAAGAGUACACAUACUGGAGAGAAGACUUACAAUUGUAGUGAAUAUGAUGUGUCUAAUCUGUCUUCAGAACUUAUUCAACAGCAGAGUAUUCAGAAUCCACAGAAAAACUACAAGUGUAAGAAAUGUGAGAAAGUCUUUACUAACGCACUCAACCUAUGUAAACAUAGGGAAAUUCAUACAGGAUGGAAUACUUUCACAUGUACAGAAUGUGACAAAUCAUUUAAUCAGAGUUCAAAACUUAGUCAACAUCAGCGAAUCCAUAUUGGCCAGAAGCCUUAUAAAUGUAAGGAAUGUGGUGAAGGCUUUAGCCAGCACUCAAGUCUUACUUACCAUCAGAGAGUCCAUACACGGGAGAAGUCUUCUAAAUGUAAGGAUUGUGGCAAAGCCUUUAAACAGUGCUCAUGUCUUCAUAAACAUCAGGUAAUUCAUGCUGGAGAGAAACCUUGUAAAUGUCAAGAAUGUGGAAAAGCUUUCAGUCAAUACGCAACUCUUAUUAAACACCAGCGAAUUCAUACUGGAGGGAAGCCUUAUAAAUGUAAGGAUUGUGGCAAAGGCUUUAUUCAACGCAAAGGUCUUACUUGCCAUCAGAGAACUCACACUGGAGAGAAACCGUAUAAAUGUCAAGAAUGUGGAAAAGCUUUCAGUCAAUAUGCAACUCGUAAUAAACACCAGCGAAUUCAUACUGGAGAGAAGCCUUAUAAAUGUAAAGAUUGUGGCAAAGGCUUUAUUCAACGCAAAGGUCUUACUUGCCAUCAGAGAAUUCACACUCGAGAGAAACCUUAUAAAUGUCAAGAAUGUGGAAAAGCUUUCAGUCAAUACGCAACUCUUAUUAAACACCAGCGAAUUCAUACUGGAGAGAAGCCAUAUAAAUGUAAGGAUUGUGGCAAAGGCUUUAUUCAACGCAAAGGUCUUACUUGCCAUCAGAGAAUUCACACUGGAGAGAAACCAUAUAAAUGUCAAGAAUGUGGAAAAGCUUUCAGUCAAUAUGCAACUCGUAAUAAACACCAGCGAAUUCAUACUGGAGAGAAGCCUUAUAAAUGUAAGGAUUGUGGCAAAGACUUUAGCCAGGCCUCAGGCCUUAUGUACCAUCAGAGAGUUCACACUGGAGAGAAGCCUUAUAAAUGUAAGGAUUGUGGCAAAGACUUUAGCCGGGGCUCAGACCUCAUGUCCCAUCAGAGAGUUCAUACUGGAGAGAAGCCUUAUAAAUGUAAGGAUUGUGGCAAAGACUUUAGCCAGGGCUCAGGCCUUAUGUACCAUCAGAGAAUUCAUACUGGAGAGAAGCCUUAUAAAUGUAAGGAUUGUGGCAAAGGCUUUAUUCAACGCAAAGGUCUUACUUGCCAUCAGAGAACUCACACUGGAGAGAAACCGUAUAAAUGUCAAGAAUGUGGAAAAGCUUUCAGUCAAUAUGCAACUCGUAAUAAACACCAGCGAAUUCAUACUGGAGAGAAGCCUUAUAAAUGUAAAGAUUGUGGCAAAGGCUUUAUUCAACGCAAAGGUCUUACUUGCCAUCAGAGAAUUCACACUCGAGAGAAACCUUAUAAAUGUCAAGAAUGUGGAAAAGCUUUCAGUCAAUACGCAACUCUUAUUAAACACCAGCGAAUUCAUACUGGAGAGAAGCCAUAUAAAUGUAAGGAUUGUGGCAAAGGCUUUAUUCAACGCAAAGGUCUUACUUGCCAUCAGAGAAUUCACACUGGAGAGAAACCAUAUAAAUGUCAAGAAUGUGGAAAAGCUUUCAGUCAAUAUGCAACUCGUAAUAAACACCAGCGAAUUCAUACUGGAGAGAAGCCUUAUAAAUGUAAGGAUUGUGGCAAAGACUUUAGCCAGGCCUCAGGCCUUAUGUACCAUCAGAGAGUUCACACUGGAGAGAAGCCUUAUAAAUGUAAGGAUUGUGGCAAAGACUUUAGCCGGGGCUCAGACCUCAUGUCCCAUCAGAGAGUUCAUACUGGAGAGAAGCCUUAUAAAUGUAAGGAUUGUGGCAAAGACUUUAGCCAGGGCUCAGGCCUUAUGUACCAUCAGAGAAUUCAUACUGGAGAGAAGCCUUAUAAAUGUAAGGAUUGUGGCAAAGGCUUUAUUCAACGCAAAGGUCUUACUUGCCAUCAGAGAACUCACACUGGAGAGAAACCGUAUAAAUGUCAAGAAUGUGGAAAAGCUUUCAGUCAAUAUGCAACUCGUAAUAAACACCAGCGAAUUCAUACUGGAGAGAAGCCUUAUAAAUGUAAAGAUUGUGGCAAAGGCUUUAUUCAACGCAAAGGUCUUACUUGCCAUCAGAGAAUUCACACUCGAGAGAAACCUUAUAAAUGUCAAGAAUGUGGAAAAGCUUUCAGUCAAUACGCAACUCUUAUUAAACACCAGCGAAUUCAUACUGGAGAGAAGCCUUAUAAAUGUAAGGAUUGUGGCAAAGGCUUUAUUCAACGCAAAGGUCUUACUUGCCAUCAGAGAAUUCACACUGGAGAGAAACCAUAUAAAUGUCAAGAAUGUGGAAAAGCUUUCAGUCAAUAUGCAACUCGUAAUAAACACCAGCGAAUUCAUACUGGAGAGAAGCCUUAUAAAUGUAAGGAUUGUGGCAAAGACUUUAGCCAGGCCUCAGGCCUUAUGUACCAUCAGAGAGUUCACACUGGAGAGAAGCCUUAUAAAUGUAAGGAUUGUGGCAAAGACUUUAGCCGGGGCUCAGACCUCAUGUCCCAUCAGAGAGUUCAUACUGGAGAGAAGCCUUAUAAAUGUAAGGAUUGUGGCAAAGACUUUAGCCAGGGCUCAGGCCUUAUGUACCAUCAGAGAAUUCAUACUGGAGAGAAGCCUUAUAAAUGUAAGGAUUGUGGCAAAGGCUUUAUUCAACGCAAAGGUCUUACUUGCCAUCAGAGAACUCACACUGGAGAGAAACCGUAUAAAUGUCAAGAAUGUGGAAAAGCUUUCAGUCAAUAUGCAACUCGUAAUAAACACCAGCGAAUUCAUACUGGAGAGAAGCCUUAUAAAUGUAAAGAUUGUGGCAAAGGCUUUAUUCAACGCAAAGGUCUUACUUGCCAUCAGAGAAUUCACACUCGAGAGAAACCUUAUAAAUGUCAAGAAUGUGGAAAAGCUUUCAGUCAAUACGCAACUCUUAUUAAACACCAGCGAAUUCAUACUGGAGAGAAGCCAUAUAAAUGUAAGGAUUGUGGCAAAGGCUUUAUUCAACGCAAAGGUCUUACUUGCCAUCAGAGAAUUCACACUGGAGAGAAACCAUAUAAAUGUCAAGAAUGUGGAAAAGCUUUCAGUCAAUAUGCAACUCGUAAUAAACACCAGCGAAUUCAUACUGGAGAGAAGCCUUAUAAAUGUAAGGAUUGUGGCAAAGACUUUAGCCAGGCCUCAGGCCUUAUGUACCAUCAGAGAGUUCACACUGGAGAGAAGCCUUAUAAAUGUAAGGAUUGUGGCAAAGAAUUUAGCCGGGGCUCAGACCUCAGCCGGGGCUCAGACCUCAUGUCCCAUCAGAGAGUUCAUACUGGAGAGAAGCCUUAUAAAUGUAAGGAUUGUGGCAAAGACUUUAGCCAGGGCUCAGGCCUUAUGUACCAUCAGAGAAUUCAUACUGGAGAGAAGCCUUAUAAAUGUAAGGAUUGUGGCAAAGGCUUUAGCUGGCACUCAGGUCUUACUUGCCAUCAGAGAAUUCACACUGGAGAGAAACCUUAUAAAUGUCAAAAAUGUGGAAAAGCUUUCAGUCAACGCUCUACUCUCACUCAACACCAGAGAAUUCAUACUGGAGAGAAGCCUUAUAAAUGUAAGGAUUGUGGCAAAGACUUUAGGCGCUGCGCCGGUCUUACUCGCCAUCAGAGAAUUCACACUGGAGGGAAAACUUGUAAAAAAGGUGGUAAAGUUUUCAGUCACUAUGCAACUCUUAUUUAACAUGAGCGAAUUCAUACUGAAGAGGAGCCUUAUAAAUGUAAGGACUGUGACAUAGACUUUAACCCAGCACAUUGGUUUUACUUACCAUCAGAUAAUUCAUACUGAAGGAAUUCUCAUAAAUGUAAAGAAACCUGCAAAGGCUUUAAUCAGAGCUCUCAUCUCACUGGACAUCAGAGAGCAUGUCCUGGAGGGAAACCCUAGUAAUGAAGUAAGACAUGGAAGAGGUUUGUCCUGAAUAUACAGUUCAGGAAACCCAAGACUGUUUAUAUAAGAAUGAUACGGAAUGACGUAAAGAAAAUAUAAAUAAGUAUUUACAAAAAAUCAAACCUAAAUAAAUAUCAGGAAAUGCAUACUAGAAAGUAUUUCAUAAACCCUGUUUUCUGACGUUCCUCUUAGGGAGAAAUAUUGUAGAUAGUGAUUCAUAGUUAAAAUAGACAGAAAGUUGAUAGGUUAGUAUGGAUCACAAGAUGAAGAGGUGAUGUUCAGCCAUGUACAGUUACUAGCUAUGUAUGUUUGUUGAUGUUGAAACGAUUUGUGAUUAUUUGAAAACCAAAAUGAAUGUAACUGAAUUCUCAAAUUACUCCAUGCUACACUUCAUUUCUAGUGUGCAUGCAAAGUUAUGUUUUUGAUGGUUGGUACCUCAAAGAUGAGAGAAGCCCUUCUUUCUAGGAAGAAAACAUUUAUAAUUUUCUCCAUUAUAAGAUUAAGGACACAGGAAUGUAACAUGUGCAGUGAACAUCUAAAUGGUGGUGUUUGUCAUUCAUGUCACACAUCCCUGUAAGUCACCGUGAUAUAAGUGUUCAGGGAAUAAUUCCACAGAUUAAAGUACAUUUUCAAUGUACAUUUUCAAUAGUUAUGUCACUUGCUUUUAAAGUAAAGUACAAAGACAGUUCACUAAAAUCUUGAUGUAUUUUAUAAUAUCAACAGAAGUCAUGAAUAUCAGUAGCCAUGUUUCAGUUAAAGACAUCUCUGCUACCCUAGAAAUGUAGGGAAAAUCCUUCCCAGAAAAAUCAUGUAAUUAUUGUAUGUCUUCUUAAAUGAUUAGCCUCCCUUUUGUAACCGUAGAAAUCACAGUUCUCAGAUCAUUGUAUCAGAGGUAUAUUAUCAUUGUUCAUGCUUAUAAUCUGUAUUUUAACCGAAGUUACAUAGUGGAGUGUAAAAGGUUUUAUUCUGUGUGUGAUAAGCAUACAUGUUAAGCAAUAAAACUGAAUGGUUUCUUGUGUAAA
Molecule: messenger RNA, 6637 nt
Organism: Cervus elaphus (red deer)
Lineage: Eukaryota; Metazoa; Chordata; Mammalia; Artiodactyla; Cervidae
Product: zinc finger protein 850-like
Exons: 4
Coding region: 438-5411 (1657 amino acids)
Biological process (GO): regulation of DNA-templated transcription
Source: RefSeq, a predicted model, not a curated record